UCUCCGGUCUGUAAAUCCGUGCAAAGAGUGCACUACGGAGUGGCCAAAGGGGAAGAGGCGAGGAUUGAGUGCGAAGUGGACGCCGACCCCAUCGACGGACUCGUCUUUCGCUGGACUUUUAAUGGGACGGGAAGUGACGGCACCGACGGUGCGGUCAAGUUUGUGACCGACGGCAAGAAAAGUGUGGCCACGUAUACGCCCCGCGAGGACAUAGACUACGGACGCAUAUACUGUUGGGCCGAGAGUAGCGCCGGUAAACAGCGAGAGCCCUGUGUUUUCUUUGUCAUCCAAGCGGGACCUCCCGAUCCGCCCGACAACUGUUCCCUAACCAACAUAACCGCUCACACGCUUACCAUUGAAUGCCUGCCCGGAUAUUCCGGUGGUUUGGAUCAGAUGUUUUAUUUGGAGGUCUUCAGCGCCAAUCCGAACCGUCUGUUAGCGAACCUGAGUUCAACGGAAUAUCCAUUUUUCAUCGCUCACGGAUUGCCGGCCGGCUAUGCCUUCCGUCUCAUCCUAUACUCGACUAACACGAAGGGAAAGAGCAAAAGCAUUACCGUUACCGGCAAUACACUACUCGCCGCUCAAUGGAAAAGUGACGAUGUCGAGGCCAUAGAAAUCAGUCCAUUCCUAACCGUCUUAAUGAUAGUCGUCGGCGCUCUCAUUGUGUUGGCUAUCAUUAUAAUUAUGAUUAUGAAAAUCAAGUCCGAAGAGGAGUUGAAAAACCGGAGUCGAGAAGUAGUGCCGACGGAGAGCGCAAAAACCACUCCACGAUCUAUAAUGAAAAAACCAUCAAAUAUGCAAAAUUCACACUAUAAUAAUAGGGAGGGAACGUGUCAUACAAUUAAGAUCAGGGAUUCAAUGCAAAUGAGAGAAAUCACUUCAGUUAUCGAAGAGAACGAGGAGAUGGAGACCGAGGGCUCGUUCUCUGUGUGUAACCACAGCUCAACCCCAUUGACAAUACGAGUGCCUCCGCCUCACCAGUGCUUCUAUGACGGCUCAAUCACUGCCGCCAAACGCUGCCAAAUGGCCGCCGAUAUGCAGGACCUGUCAGUCAAUUCCGGGCCAUCCAAUCGAGACCAGACAAACCACUUGUACUCAUUCAAACACAACCACAUUAUACCUCAUAAGGUCUGUCAAACGUGCUGAGAGAGAGAGAGAGAGAGA
Molecule: messenger RNA, 1164 nt
Organism: Medioppia subpectinata
Lineage: Eukaryota; Metazoa; Arthropoda; Arachnida; Sarcoptiformes; Oppiidae
Source: the annotation of a GenBank genome assembly